AUGACAAUCUUAUCUACGAUCUCAUCAUUUCAAGCUCCCUUGACCCUACUCCUAGUCAUAUUCGGUCCGACACUCCUACCUCGUCUAAUCGCAUUCAUCCGCCGUAGACCAUCUUCCACACCUAAACCACCCAGAGUAGCAACACCUGUAUCGUUAAAGCUGUUUCUGGCUAUACAUACAUUAUGGAUGACCAAACAAUUGAUCUCACCGCCGUUCGAUCUGUUCUCACAUCAAAAUUUACCUAUAUCAACAUCGAAUUCCAAUAUACGACUUGAACUCAUUGGAACAAUCUCAGAAGAUAAUUCUAAUAUACAUCCAUUGGUUGAAUUGUUGUUGACUAAAUUGAAAGUAAUGGAUAAUCGGAUAAACUACGUACGAUAUGGUCAUAAAUCUUUGAUAGAAUGUGUUUGGUGUAAUAACCCAAUUGACUAUUUACUCUAUUCAACACCUAAUAUAUUGAGUUGGUAUUUCCUUGAAGCUGUGUAUCUGGGUAUGAUGGGUUGGACAAAGAUAUCAGGUAAGGAGAGUGAUAAAAGAACUGAGAGAUGGAGGGGUACUUUUGGUUGGUCAUUGCUAGUGGCUGCAAUACUGGAAAUUGGUCUAAAAUGGUUAUGGGAUAUUAGAGUUGUAGAAGGUAAUUGUAUACAUCUAUCAUCUGUGAUACAUACCGUCAGGUCUAUAUACCUGUUACUCCUUCCUAUAAUAUACAGUUUCCUCCCGUUACCUUCAUCCAACUUAUCCCCUCAGACAUUCAUACCGAUGAUAUCGAAUACAACGUCGACAUUGCGACUCACAUCUCUCGCUCGAGCGGCUAUACAUCGGUCGCCAAGAUUGAGAGAGACCCGAUCUAGUCUAGGAAGGAGGGAAGCAGAGCGAGCUGAGAUUAUCAGACGAGAUGAGGAAGUGAGAAGGACGGUCAAGGACUCAGGGUUGGACGAGGUAAAUAUGAGAGAAGGAGCGGAAAGGUGGGUAAGGGAUGGUUGGGAUGGUAUGAUCAGGGUUGAUCCGGCAGGCCAAAGAUAG
Messenger RNA from Kwoniella shivajii, 1023 nucleotides. RefSeq lists its product as uncharacterized. The transcript has 2 exons. The record is from RefSeq and is a predicted model, not a curated record. NCBI's taxonomy places the organism in Eukaryota, Fungi, Basidiomycota, Tremellomycetes, Tremellales, Cryptococcaceae. The coding region runs from base 1 to 1023 and encodes 340 amino acids.